AUGAUCAAUCGUGAACCUCGUUUAACUGAACCACUGAAACCAACUUACAUAAUACGUGAAGGUCAACCCGUAAAAAUUUCAUGUCGUUUUGAUGCUCAUCCACGAGGUGAUAUUCAGUGGUUAAAAGAUGGUAUCCCAAUUGAUUUUGCAUCUAUUGGAAUAUCAAGAGAUUUCACCGUUGUACGAGAAGUUGAUUAUUCAGCAUUGAUCAUAAAAGAAGGUUUUCCAGAGGAUACUGGUUCCUACACAGUUGUUAUUCGUAAUCCACUUGGCGAAGCACGAUCAUAUACAAAACUAGCUGUCGAAGAUUAUUUUUCACGUACACCAGAUUCUGAUUUUUCUGAUACACCGAGUAAGCCAACAUUCGUUCAACCAUUAAGAGAUAUUACCGUUACUGAAGGACAAAAGUUAAAACUUCACGCAGCAAUCAACGCACAACCAGAACCAGAAAUUAUCUGGUACCAUAACGAUGUACCAAUAAAAGACUCGCGAGAUGUUACAUUAAAAUUUGAUGGUCAAUUAUGUACAUUGUAUAAAGAUCGUUGCUCACUCAGUGAUAUUGGCUCAUAUCGACUAAGUGCUGUUAAUUCAUCUGGCCUAGCUGAAUCAGUGUGUCACGUAACAAUUACUUCAGCGCAAGGUGCUUUUCGAGAAAAUCGUUUAUUAUCUUCUCGUUUACCACCCGUAUUUAUAGAAUUAUUAAAAGAACAAACGCUUGCAGAAGGUGAAAAAGCCAUCAUGUCUGUAAAACUAUCUGGACAACCAAAACCACAAGUAUCCUGGUAUAAGGACGAUCAACUACUACGAAAUACAAACGAGCAUAAAAUUAUAAAUCAAGAUGAUAUUUACAAGUUAGAAAUACCAGAGUUAUUUUCAGAUAAUGCGGGUAUUUAUUCUGUUAAAGCGGUUAAUAGUGAGGGCGAAGCACAAAGUUUUGCAUCAUUAAAUGUUUUAUCCAAAUCUUUUCAUCAAAAAACAACAUUUGUAACAACGGAACGAUCAACAAAUACCAGUGUGCAACAAAAAGAUGGUGUUAGUAAUGAGCAAGGAUUACCACCCGAGUUUCUUCAAUUAUUUACAGACACAGAAAUAAAAUUAAAUAGUAGCAUCACUUUUGAAGCGACAGUUGUCGGCAUACCAAAACCAAAUAUCAUAUGGCUUUUCAAUGAAUUACCUAUCCCUAAAAGUCGCUAUCAACAGACGGUGACUAAUGAUACCUAUACAUUAACUAUUCGCAAUGUUCGAGAAAAUGAUGCAGGAAGAUAUUCAUUAGUUGCUGAAAACUCACUAGGAAAAGCCACGUGUACGGCUGAAUUAUUUAUUCGUAAGUACUGA
Messenger RNA from Didymodactylos carnosus, 1335 nucleotides. Lineage: Eukaryota; Metazoa; Rotifera; Eurotatoria; Philodinida; Philodinidae. The record is from the annotation of a GenBank genome assembly.